This is a messenger RNA of Salvia hispanica, 1548 nucleotides long. Its product is annotated as flavonol 3-O-glucosyltransferase F3GT2-like. The record is from RefSeq and is a predicted model, not a curated record. Gene Ontology annotation, molecular function: quercetin 7-O-glucosyltransferase activity; quercetin 3-O-glucosyltransferase activity. NCBI's taxonomy places the organism in Eukaryota, Viridiplantae, Streptophyta, Magnoliopsida, Lamiales, Lamiaceae.
UUGAAUAUCAUAAAUCAAAAUCAUGGCAUUUAAAUUACAUAUUGGUGUCCUAGCGUUCCCUUUCGGAACACACGCGGCCCCGUUGCUCGCCUUGGUGCGGAGGUUGGCCGCCUCCGCGCCAGACGCACUAUUUUCUUUUUUCAACAGCGCGCCAUCGAAUGCCACGCUUUUCAACGGGACCACCGCGUAUGAAAAUAUACGGGUGCACGACGUGUGGGACGGCACGCCCCGCCGCGAGCCCUUCACGGGCUCGCACUUCGAGGCGGUCGGGCUGUUUCUCGGGGCCUCCCCGGAGAACUUCGAGACGGCGAUUCGAGAAGCGGAGCGGGAAAGCGGCCUCGAAAUCCGCUGCUUAUUAACCGAUGCGUUUCUUUGGUUUUCCGGCGACAUGGCUGAGAAAAGAGGGGUGCCGUGGGUGCCGUUCUGGACCGCUGCUUCGUGCUCGCUGUCGGCGCAUGUUUACACCGAUCAAAUCGUUAAAGCAAUUGAAUCAACAGAAAAUGCGAAACAGGAGAAAGCUCUGUCGUUCAUUCCAGGACUGGAAAUGGCGACCACGGCCGAUCUACCGCCGGAGAUUUUCCUCGGAAACAACGCGUCGCCGCUGGCGAUCACGAUCAACAAAAUGGUGGAGCAUCUCCCCAAAUCCACGGCCGUCGUACUGAAUUCGUUCGAGGAAAUCGAUCCGAUCAUCACAAAAGACCUAAAAUCGAAAUUCCCCAAUUUCCUCAACGUUGGCCCUUCGAUCCUCGCUUCUCCGGCUCCGCCCGCCGCCGCAAUUGCCGACGAAACAGGAUGCCUCUCGUGGCUGGGAGGCCAAAACCGCCCCAAUUCGGUCGUCUACAUCAGCUUCGGCACCGUGAUCACGCCGCCGGAGAACGAGCUCGCGGCGCUGUGCGAAGCCCUAGAAACAUGCCGAUUCCCAUUCCUGUGGUCGAUCAAGGACCACGCGGUGAAAUCCCUCCCGAACGGAUUCGUCGACCGGACGAAUUCGUUCGGGAAGAUGGUGGCGUGGGCCCCGCAGCCACAGAUCCUCGCGCACAAGAGCGUCGGCGCGUUCGUCACCCACUGCGGCUGGAACUCGAUUUUAGAGAGCAUCACGAGCUGCGUUCCGAUGAUCUGCAGGCCGUUUUUCGGAGAUCAGAAGCUGAACAGCAGAAUGGUGCAGGAUUCGUGGAGGAUCGGGGUUCGGGUUGAAGGAGGCGUCUUCACUAAGAGCGGAACGAUUGAGUGUUUGAAGGAGUUGAUGACGCCGGAGAAGGGGGCGAAGUUGCGGGAGAAUGUUAGUCUUCUGAGAAACAAGGCUGUGGCUGCCGUCGAUUCGCAAGGGAGUUCAUCGAAGAAUUUCGACAAACUGUUGGAGGUCAUCGGAGCCCGUUGAUCUCGAUUGCUUAGCCCGUUGCUGGAAAUAAUCAUCAUGUCUUGCCAUUUAUGUUAGAAAUGAGUAAUGUAUGCCUAAUGCUAAAGGUCUCGGAUUUGAGUCCUCCGUGACAUCUUAGAUAACGUACUACAUUCGUUUAUAAAAAAGACUAGUUUUAUUUUAUUUUUUUA